Nicotiana tabacum (common tobacco) is the source of this 1341-nucleotide messenger RNA. The record is from RefSeq and is a predicted model, not a curated record. NCBI's taxonomy places the organism in Eukaryota, Viridiplantae, Streptophyta, Magnoliopsida, Solanales, Solanaceae.
AUGGAGAGAGCUUUAUUAUUGGAGGAAUUGCCAGAAAUCCGAUCAUUCAGGGUCUGGCGCCUUAGGUACGAGGAUCGAUUUGCUAAAGAUACUGAUUUGUGGGUACAUUUUGCAAUUAAAGUUGCCAGUGUUGAAAGUUUUGAACUUGGAAUUAUCGAUACGAAUCGCCAAAGAUAUGAGCUUCCUCAAUUUGCAUAUAAAAAUACUUCAGUGAGGAAUUUGGCUUUAUGGUACUGCCAACUCAACCCUUCUGGUAGUGUUAACUGGAGUAGUCUCGUUUCUCUUUCAUUUGGGUGCCUGGAAUUGACAGAGGGUGUCAUAGAAAAAGUAUUAUCUGGUUGUCCUAACUUGGAGCGCUUGAACCUAGAAGGUGUUGGGGGAAUUCAUCAUUUGGAAAUCAGCUCUGUGAAGCUGAGAGAAUUGAUCAUAGAAGAUUAUGCAAACGAGAAUAAUGACCUUGAGCUCGAAAUAUUAGCCCCCUAUAUUCAAACUUUGAAACUUUUUGGAUACUGCAGUGAGAUACGCAUCCGGCAGAGAAAUGUGGCUUCACUUGUCACUGCAGUCCUUCGGGUUAAUUUUGCUUUUGAUGAUGUAGAAGGCAACUUAGAUAAGGAGUGUAGAUAUUUGAAGGAGCUUCUUCAGAGCGUUGCCCAUGUCGAAAAUCUUGAAUUGGGUCCUUGGUGCAUCGAGUUCCUGUCCAUUCUGGAGUUGAAAGGGUGGCAUCCUCCACCAUCAAGCCGGAAAUUCUUAAAACUUAAUGCAGCCUUAGAACAGUUGGACUUCCCUGGAGUUUGCAGCUUUCUACAGAGUUCAUCGGAUCUUGAGACAUUGGUCAUUGACUGGUGGUACGAUUAUGAAGAAAGAAACCUGCUGUCAAGGUACACAAAUGAGGAUGAACAGAGCAGGAAGUUUGAAACAUGUAAUUUUAACUGCUCAUUUCCACAUCUGAAGACCAUCGAGAUCAUUAACUUUCAUGGACCACUUAGUGAAAAUAAGUCUCUUCUUCCAUUGGUGAAAUAUUUUCUCAAGCAUGCAACUGUGCUCGAAAAGUUCGUUAUUGACGCCAUAUUCGGAGGGAGUGAUGUGUCUCCGGAUUAUGUUAAAAUGACACAGCAGUUCCUAAGCUUUCCAAGAUCCUCUCCGCAUGCUUCAGUUGUCUUUUCUUAUCAAUAAUCUUUGGCCCCUCUCGUUUGCAUUGAUUGCAACAUACUAAACAGCUGUAACUUUAUGUUUGAAACUGGUUUAUAGCUGAUAGACGAGGUCAGGAUUGUACCUGUCAGCAUCCAAGGAGUUGUUAAUUGUUGUUCAUGUCUAAGUAACAGUGUGUUUAUUCUGUGAUCA